AUGCUGGAACAACCGUCGCUGCGCUUCUAUGUCUUGGAUAUCGGUCCCCUGGGCAAAAUCGAACCGUUGUUUACAUUUUCCAACAUCGGAAGAGCGCUCACAGUCUUUGACGAUAUCGACGACAAGGAGUUUAUACAGAUAGAUGAGAUCCUCUACACGAGUCGAUUCCGGCCCGAUUUUCAAAUGAACAAGCAGUUUAGAAGGCAUGAAGGAGGAAAGUACCACAUCCAGAUGGAGAUGCUCUCCAUGAGUGGACCUGCCCGUCUAGCAAUUAUACAACCCGGCGCUACGAGCAGUUUGCACUUCCAGCAGAUCCGAGAGGUAUCGACCUCACCUCCACCCGGCUUAAUUGACGUCAAUCUCAAGGCCGUCAGUCUCAACGCCAAAGACAUUUACACCAUGGGCGGCCAUGUAGAGACAAGAACAGGCACUGCGGUGUGGCCACAGCCGUGGGGCCAGCCGUCGGCGGCCUUCAGGUGGAGGAUGAGUUGCUGUCAUGGCCCCUAA
Pseudomassariella vexata is the source of this 507-nucleotide messenger RNA. RefSeq lists its product as uncharacterized. NCBI's taxonomy places the organism in Eukaryota, Fungi, Ascomycota, Sordariomycetes, Amphisphaeriales, Pseudomassariaceae. The coding region runs from base 1 to 507 and encodes 168 amino acids. The record is from RefSeq and is a predicted model, not a curated record. The transcript has a single exon.